GCCUCGCACUCUCACCUUGACCUUCUGAGCUGGCUGGCCAGCUCCAUAAAGGGCCGGUCCCCGGGGGAGGACGGAGAAGCUCUGAAGGCAGAGUGCUCCUUGACCUCAGCCCAGACACCCACCCGCCGGACGCCAUAAGCAUGAAGAGCCUGAUCACCCUGGUGGUCCUGCUCAUGGCCCUGAGAUUGACCCAUGAACAAUGUUUCAUGGAGAAACAUGAACUGAAGAUUGGAACCGAUGGAGAAUUCUCCGGGUGGGUGGAGUGCCGAGACCCCAGAGACGGGAAGAAGCAUCAAGUGGGCACCACCUGGAACUCCAAGAACUGUCUGCGGUGCAGCUGUGGCUUCCGUGGCAUGGAGUGCUGCUCUCGAUUCGGGGGCAUAGGGGUAGCUCCGCCAAACUGUGAAGUCUAUAAAGAUGAAGUGAACUGCAACUACAAGGUCCACAAGAAGGGGGACCCGACUACCCCCUGUUAGAGCUCUGCCCCUCACCCCCGUCCCCGACUACCCCUGUUAGAGCUCUGCCCCCAACCCCUAAACUACCCCGUGCUAGAAUUUUGUCCCCGCAGCCCCAAUGGGCCCUGUUAAAACCCUACCCCUCCUGCCUGACUAUUCCUAUUAAAAUUCUGCCCCCAACUACUCGAUUCUAGAGCUCUGCCCCACCAAUCUGUGUAUCCAGACAGUUAAUUAAACUUCUCACGUGGGUUCAUGGCCA
Messenger RNA from Ornithorhynchus anatinus (platypus), 714 nucleotides. Its product is annotated as small serum protein 2-like. The transcript is spliced from 4 exons. NCBI's taxonomy places the organism in Eukaryota, Metazoa, Chordata, Mammalia, Monotremata, Ornithorhynchidae. The record is from RefSeq and is a predicted model, not a curated record. Bases 141 to 476 code for a protein of 111 amino acids.